UAUCGCGCGAGAGAGAAAGGAGUCUCACUUUUCGCAGAGUCGCGCGGACGGCCAGUAGGCGCGGUGGGGACCGGCACUCGGUAUAAAAGCGCCGGUCCGCGUCACGUCCAGCAUCAUUCACUUGAUAGCAACACAUCUCAUCAAACAUGAAGUUCCUGGUUGUUCUCGCCGCCGUGUGCGCCAUCGCUAGGGCUGGAGGUCUCGGCCUGGCCGCUUCCCCCGCUCUCGCCUACGGAGCCGGAUACGGAAUCAGCGGCUACGGAGCCGGCUACGGCUACGCCUCCCCCGCCGUGAGCUACGCCGCUCCCGCUGUGAGCUACGCUGCCCCCUCCGUCAGCUACGCUGCUCCCGCCGUCAGGUACGCCGCCCCCGCUGUGAGCUACGCCGCUCCCGCCGUCAGCUACGCCGCCCCCGCUGUGAGCUACGCCGCCCCCGCCGUGAGGUACGCCGCCCCCGCCUACGGAUACUCCUCGUACGCCGCCCCCGCCAUCGCCCACGCCGCUCCCGUCGCCACCAGCUACGCUAACGUGCGCUCCGUCCACACCCCCGCCGUCGUCGCCCACGCCGCCCCCGUCGCCGUCGCCGCCCCCGUUGCCGUCGCCCACGCCGCCCCCGUCGCCGUCGCUGCCCCCGCUGUCGCUUACAGCGGUCUGAACAACCUGGGAUACGGAUACUCUGGUCUCCGCGCCGGAUACGGAGCCGGAUACGGUCUUGCCCGCGCCGCCUACCCCACCACCUACGCCGCUGGAUACGGUCUGGCCGCCCGCGCCGCCUACCCUGCCACCUACUCCACCGGCUACGGCCUUAACACCCUGGCUGCCCGCACUGCCUACCCCGCUGCCGCCACCUACGGCUCCGGAUACGGUCUGGGCUACGCCGCUGGAUACUCCACCUACGGAAUCCACUAAAAAGACUCUUUCCCCCUGUGAUAGUUCAAACAGUUACCUCCAUCCCAGAUGCAGUUUUGUAAUUUAUAUUCAUAAAACAUAAAUCACAACGAAUAAAAUAAAAAUACAAAUCAGAAAAAAUUUAA
This is a messenger RNA of Cloeon dipterum, 1033 nucleotides long. RefSeq names its product cuticle protein 16.5-like. The record is from RefSeq and is a predicted model, not a curated record. The transcript is spliced from 3 exons. The coding region runs from base 147 to 908 and encodes 253 amino acids. NCBI's taxonomy places the organism in Eukaryota, Metazoa, Arthropoda, Insecta, Ephemeroptera, Baetidae.